Molecule: messenger RNA, 2781 nt
Organism: Osmerus eperlanus (European smelt)
Lineage: Eukaryota; Metazoa; Chordata; Actinopteri; Osmeriformes; Osmeridae
Gene: cnnm2b
Product: cyclin and CBS domain divalent metal cation transport mediator 2b
Exons: 8
Coding region: 171-2732 (853 amino acids)
Biological process (GO): intracellular manganese ion homeostasis; magnesium ion homeostasis; transport
Cellular component (GO): plasma membrane; cytoplasm
Molecular function (GO): magnesium ion transmembrane transporter activity
Source: RefSeq, a predicted model, not a curated record
AGUUCGCACAUAGCCCUGCGCUCUAAGGAGUAAUCAGUUUUGGACGCGUAGUGAAGCCAGGCAGGUCCCGAUGCAGAAGUCACGGCAACCCUCGGCGGAGAUGAAGGCGGACUCCAAUUGGCUCUGAUUUUUAAAAGCCCUUUUCAUUCAAGAGGUUGCCCAUUAUCAACAUGGCAGAACCGUCAGCCCCAGAACCCACUGCAAAAAUGGCGUCACUUAGCCGGGUUCGAGCUCUGACGAUGAUUUUCUUAACUGUCAGCGCCUGCUUGGUUACCCCGACAAGUGGCAAGGAAGGGUCCGAGGACAUGAUUAUCAUCGGGCUCCGACUAGAAGACACGGACGACAUUUCCUACAUGACUGGUGGCUACCUGCAGGUGAGUGAACGAUCUCCAGUGAAAUUGAGGGUCUAUGGCCAAAACCUUAACAACGAGACCUGGUCCAAAAUUGCUUUUACGGAACACGAGCGAACCCGAGUGAUUGGGAGCAUAGACAGCACUUCUGGGGACAACCAGAGCCAGGAGGAGACAUCGGGCUUGCACCCUUGCGGAAUCAGGACUUCGGAUAUAAUCAUCAGGCCUGGUAUCAUCCUCAGUCGCAAAACGUCUGGAAUAAUUGAGAUAGACGUCAAACCACUGCGAAAGACGGAGAGGAGUAAAGCGUAUUAUCUAUGCAUCGCGGCCUCGACACCUGCCGUGGCCGGGCUGCAUGAUCCAUGGACGGAGAACACCUGGAUAUAUCACGAUGGAGAUGACACAAAGGUGGUAGUUGUCGAAGAGAAGAAGUUUCUCUUACCUUUCUGGCUCCAAGUAAUUUUCAUCUCCAUGUUACUCUGCCUGUCGGGUAUGUUCAGUGGGUUAAACUUGGGGCUGAUGGCACUGGACCCAAUGGAGCUCCAAAUAGUUCAGAAUUGUGGCACAGAGAAGGAGAAGAAUUACGCCAAAAAGAUAGAGCCAGUCCGGAGCCAAGGGAAUUACUUGCUUUGCUCCCUUCUCCUAGGCAACGUCUUAGUGAAUACAACGCUCACUAUCCUGUUGGAUGAUAUUGCGGGUUCCGGAUUGAUCGCAGUGGUGAUGUCCACGAUUGGAAUAGUAAUCUUCGGAGAAAUCGUGCCCCAAGCCAUUUGCUCUAGGCAUGGCCUCGCGGUUGGCGCCAAUACAAUAUUCCUGACCAAGUUCUUUAUGCUACUCACCUUCCCAGCUUCCUAUCCGGUGAGCAAACUUUUAGAUUAUUUGUUGGGCCAGGAGAUAGGGACUGUGUACAACCGGGAGAAGCUCCUGGAGAUGCUCCGGGUCACGGACCCGUACAAUGAUUUGGUCAAAGAGGAGCUGAACAUCAUUCAGGGCGCGCUGGAGCUCAGGACUAAAACCGUGGAGGACGUGAUGACGCCGCUAAGGGAUUGUUUUAUGAUUCCAGGUGACGCCAUCCUCGACUUCAACACUAUGUCCGAAAUUAUGGAGAGCGGCUACACGCGCAUACCUGUUUUCGAGGGCGAGAGGUCGAACAUAGCGGAUCUUUUGUUCGUCAAGGACCUGGCUUUCGUUGACCCUGAUGAUUGUACCCCGCUGAAAACAAUAACUAAGUUUUACAGUCAUCCGUUACAUUUUGUGUUUAAUGACACUAAGUUGGACGCGAUGCUGGAGGAAUUCAAGAAAGGUAAAUCCCACCUGGCCAUUGUUCAGCGUGUAAACAACGAGGGGGAGGGCGACCCAUUCUACGAAGUGCUGGGCAUCGUCACCCUGGAGGAUGUCAUCGAGGAGAUCAUCAAGUCGGAGAUCCUGGACGAGACAGACUUGUACACUGACAACAAAACCAAGAAGAAAAUCACCCAUCGUGAGAGGAAACAGGAUUUCUCAGCCUUCAAGCCCACCGACAACGAAAUGAAGGUUAAAAUAUCACCUCAGCUCCUGCUGGCUACCCUGCGUUUCCUAGCAACAGAGGUGGAGUCCUUCGGGCCGGUGCAGAUGUCGGAGAAGAUCCUGCUCAGACUACUGAGGCACCCCAACGUAAUCCAGGAGCUCAAGUACGACGAGAAGAACAAGCGGGCGCCCGAGCACUACCUCUUCCACAGGAACAAGCCUGUGGACUACUUUAUACUCAUCCUGCAGGGGAAGGUGGAGGUGGAGGCAGGGAAGGAGGGGAUGAAGUUCGAGGCGGGGGCGUUCUCCUCCUAUGGGAUGAUGGCUCUCACCGCGUCGCCAGUACCUCUCUCUUUGUCCCGCACCUUCGUGGUGAGCAGGGCCGAGUCUCUGGCAGGAUCUCCAGAGAACAAGUCACCCCCUCGUCCGUUUGGGCUGAACCACUCGGACUCCCUGAACAGGAGUGAUCGCAUAGAUGCCAUCACGCCCACCCUGGGCAGUAGCAACAACCAGCUGAAUGCCUUCCUGCAGAUCUACGUCCCCGACUACUCGGUCAGGGCUGUGUCCGACCUGCAGUUCAUCAAGGUGACGCGUCAGCAGUACCAGAACGCCCUUGUGGCGUCCCGCAUGGACAAGACGCCCCAGUCGAUGGACAGCGAGUACACCAAGAUCGAGCUGACGCUCACCGAGCUGCGCGACGCCGUGGACCCCAGCCCCGUCGCCGCCGUCACCCUCCCCCCCGCCGCCGUGCCGCCGGCCGCCGUGGGCAACGCGGCGGCCACGGAGACGUCCAACCUGCUGAACCAACAGCAGAACUGCGUGGGCCACAACAAGGCCAACCACAGCCACGGCGCCCACAAUGAGGGACCCAUCUAGCCCCCCCCCUGGACUGGGGGAGAGGAGGGAGGCCGACCCCCCCCACACA